Messenger RNA from Solanum pennellii, 2691 nucleotides. Its product is annotated as homeobox protein ATH1. Gene Ontology annotation, molecular function: RNA polymerase II cis-regulatory region sequence-specific DNA binding; DNA-binding transcription factor activity, RNA polymerase II-specific. The transcript is spliced from 5 exons. The record is from RefSeq and is a predicted model, not a curated record. Gene Ontology annotation, biological process: regulation of transcription by RNA polymerase II. Bases 828 to 2504 code for a protein of 558 amino acids. Lineage: Eukaryota; Viridiplantae; Streptophyta; Magnoliopsida; Solanales; Solanaceae.
GCAAAAUUGUAUAGUAUUGCAUGAAAUGUGAAUGAUUAUUUUGCGUUUGUGUGGCUCUUCUCUUAGCUAUCUUUUCAUAAUGGGUCCAUAAAUCCAUGUAAUUAUUCAUCUCUCUGCAAAACCAACAAGCACAUUUUUUGGCUUUUAACACUUCUCUCACUCACACACACACUUUCUUUGCCCCUUCUCUUUGUGAUUUAUUCAUGCCCUUUGGAUAAUGACCCCCCCCCCAAAAAAAAAACCCUCUUUUUAAUAAAAUAAAAUAAAAUAAUGUGUUUGUGAGGAAGAUGGUGAUUCUGAAUUUUCUGAGUUUCUUGGGUGUUGGGUUCUGAAUAAAAAUCUUGCUUUUCUUCCUCAUGCAAGCAAAACAUCUUACUUUUUGCAUUGCUUUUUUUUUUGUAGUUUUUUGGGGGUGGGUUUUGUGUUGUGGGGUUGAUAUAUUGUACUAGUCCUACCAUUAUUCUUUUUUUUUUUUCAUUUUUUUACCCUUCUUAUUUUUAUUAUUGUUAAAGGGGAGAAAAAGGGUCUUUUGAUUAAACAUUGUUUGGGGUGAAAGGGAAAAAAAACAAUGAUUUGUUUUAAAUUUUUCUCCAUAUUUGGAUUUGGCAACAACCUUGGAAUUCUAUUUUAAGAGGAAUUUUGAAGAAGCUGCUGUUUGUGGAAGUUUGGCACAAGCUUGGCAAUUCUUUUCAGCCAAAAGUAUACUAGUGUGAACUAUCAAGGUUUAAUUGUCGUGGAAGAAGAGCUGCUGUUGUUAGCUUGAUCACUUGUCUCUGUUGUUUCAUAGAAAAUCCUCAAGUGAUGUGGAACUCAAUUUUCAACUAGAAAUGGCAGAGCCUCUUCGGAUUAUAGAUGAAAAUUUUCUUCAUACGACCAUUGUUCCCAUUAGUUUUCCCGAAACAGUUUGUAUGGAUGGACAAAACCAGAUCAUGGAUGGACAUGGAAUUCCUUAUCCUUUUAUGCUGCAAGGUGAAGCCUUAAACACUUCUCAUGGUUUUCUAAAUGUACCUAAUUUUCCUCGGCCUGUUGACACGGAAGCAAUUCAUAAUGUGUUGCCGGUUGGGAGAAACAGAAUAAAAGAGUAUUCAGUGAGUACUUCUUAUCCAAUCAGUAAUGCUUACACAGAUGAUCAAUAUAUGGAGGGUAUACCAAUUUCUGCUGUGUCUCUUGCUAGUCUUUUGGCUGCAAGGAACGCUAUGCACGAGAAUCCUGAAAAUUUAGCGGUACUAGCUCCGUUGUCACAUCCUACAGAAGGCCAGAAAAUGGAUGGUCUAGACUAUCCUAAUGUGUUGAAUCAUUCAUUUGGAUCCUACAGAAACUAUGAGUUUGAUGGUGUUUCGGAAAUUGGUGGGAUGGUUGUAGGACGAGCAGGAUCUCAGCCUUUCCAAUUAACUGAAAAUGUGAAUUCAAACACAUGGUUCUCAUCAGAAACAGCUAGUUUGAGUUCUGAUAGUCCCUCUGGAUCCUCCCGAUUUAGCAACGAGCUCUGUCUAAGUCUCACAACAUCACAAUCUGCUGUUGCAUGUGGGACUACUAUCCGGGACCAAUGCUCGGAUAUAAGUUGCUCCGGUGUAACCAACCAUGCUUUCCCUCAAAGACGCUUUGAUUCAGAGUUAACUUCUUGCAACAGCAGAAAUCUGUCUUUAAGCUUUGGUUCGUACAAACCUGUCCACCUUUCACAAUUCUUAACUGGAUCAAGAUAUCUCCGUGUAAUGCAAGAAAUACUCUCUGAAAUUGCUCAGUUAUCACUUCAAAAUCAUAACUUGGUAGGCUAUCGAGGAAAUGGGACGGAGAAUGGUGCAAACACUUCAUUUGCUUUGAAUUCAGAUGCUGGAAGGGGCUAUGCAGCCAUGAGUUCCGAUGAUUCACCUGAUGGUCUGAUGGAUUGUGAAGCAAAGAAAAAGAAUCUGGUAGCUUUGUUGCAAGUGGUUGACGAUCAAUACAACCAAUGCUUAGAUGAGAUUCAUAUGGUGAUCUCUGCAUUUCAUGCUGUGACCGAGUUGGAUCCUAGUAUACAUGCUCGUUUCGCCCUUCAAACAAUCUCCUCCUUGUACAAAAACCUGAGGGAGAGAAUAAGCAAUUACAUUCUCGCAAUGGGAGAACAUUUCAACAAAGGAGGAGAAAGGGGAGUAGAGAAGUCAUUUGAAACAUCAUUCAUUCAAAAGCAGUGGGCACUUCAGCAGCUAAAACGAAAAGAUCAUCAGUUAUGGAGGCCACAAAGAGGCUUGCCAGAAAGAUCUGUCUCCGUUUUGAGAGCAUGGAUGUUUCAAAACUUUCUUCACCCAUAUCCAAAAGAUGCAGAGAAGCAAUUGCUAGCAGUAAAAAGUGGAUUGACAAGGAGUCAGGUAUCGAAUUGGUUCAUAAAUGCUCGAGUUCGUCUAUGGAAACCAAUGAUAGAGGAAAUGUAUGCUGAGAUGAAUAGAAGAAAAAUUCGUGCUGGAAAUAAAGAUGAUCAUCGAAGAGAUCACAAAAUUAUUGAGAGUCAUUUAUUUACGAUGAAGUGACAUGAUGAUGAUGAUGAUUAUGUAUAAUAAUAUUUUUGAGUUCAUAGAUAUAUCACUAGUUUAGUUGAUCUUCAUCAUCUAAUAGUAGAGGAGAUAAUUUGCGCAAUUGUACAUCUGUUGUAUCUAAGACUCCAUGUUGUAUCCUAUGCCAAAAUAUCAUUUUUAUAUAUUAUUAUUAUUAUUAUUA